AUGGCGAAAAUCCUCGAUCAAGAGCAAUUUCAAAAACAGAUUGUGUCACAGUACACCGACGUGAUUGGUGAGAAAGUAGGAGGCGAAAUCGUCUCGUUCUCCGACGAGUGGUUUGCCCAGGCUGAAAACUUGAUCAAGCCAAAAGCGCCCAUAAGAGACGCGACGCGAUUCGUCUACGCGGGAGCCUGGUAUGACGGAUGGGAAACCAGGAGACACAACACUGAAGAAGCCGACUGGGUCAUUUUCAAAUUCGGGGUGAGUUCAGCUAGAUUGAUUGCAUGUGAAGUCGAUACUGCGUUUUUCAACGGCAAUCAUGCCCCCUUCGUGUCAGUUGAGGCCAUACAAAACUUUGAUGGCGAUUUGCUGAAUGUCAAGGACGCCGAUUGGGAAACCAUUAUCCCCAAGUCGGAGUGCGGGCCUAGUCAAAAACACUUUUUCGCUAGGGAUCAAGAAACGCAAAAGAACUAUACUCAUGCCAGAUUGAGAAUGUACCCCGAUGGAGGUAUUGCUAGAUUUAGAUUAUACGGAAGUGUCGUGCCGGUGACUCUGAAGUCGUCAAAUGAAAGCGUAGUUGACUAUGCCUCGGUCAAGAAUGGCGGUGUCGCCAUUAGAGUCAGCGACCAACAUUUCGGUACCGCUGACAACAUCUUGCUUCCUGGUCGAGGCCACGAUAUGAGUGAUGGCUGGGAAACCAAGAGGUCCAGAACACCAGGCCACACCGACUGGGUCAUUGUGAGGUUGGGCGCUCCUGCCAAAUUGCAGGAGAUCGUCGUUGACACGGCUCAUUUUAGGGGCAAUUUCCCACAAAAGAUCAAUGUUGCUGGUGCUUUGGUCGAAAGCGAAGAUGACAUUGAAAACGCCGACUGCUGGAAGACCAUCGUGCCUGAUUCAAAGACCACCGCAGACAAGGAGCAUUUUUUCAAAGUCAUUGACGACUCGACAUUCUCCCACGUCAAACUCACGAUUAUCCCCGAUGGUGGUGUCAAGAGAUUCCGUGUAUUUGGAGUUCAGGCUUGA
Messenger RNA from Lodderomyces beijingensis, 1017 nucleotides. NCBI's taxonomy places the organism in Eukaryota, Fungi, Ascomycota, Pichiomycetes, Serinales, Debaryomycetaceae. The record is from the annotation of a GenBank genome assembly.